AUGGCUCCAAGAACUGGACAGACGUUGGCCAUCAUAGGAUGUGGGACAAUGGGGUCUGCGAUUCUUGCUGGCGUUAUGGAAUCAUGCGUGCUGUCAAAAGCUGCUGGUGAAGAACCUAGGAUAUCAAAAUUCAUUGCCACUGUCAAUAGCCGAGGAUCCGCUGAUGCUUUGCGGCAAAGAUUUGCGAAGUAUAAAGGAUGGUUACAAGUGCUUGAAAAAGAUAAUAUCUCAGGCAUGAAAGAAGCCGAUAUCGUCAUGUUGGCUUGUAAGCCAUAUAUGGCGGAAACAGUACUGAGUCAAGACGGAGUCUUUGAAUUAUUAAAGGGCAAGCUUGUAAUCAGUGUUCUUGUUGGGUCACCAGUCGAAAAAUUGGAAAAGAUAAUUUACGGCAAAAACUCACCCCCUACCGAGAAAGAGAUUUUUCUCAAGAGAGUCAUGUUGAACAUUGCUGCUGAGUAUGGAGAGUCAAUGUCCGUAAUUGAGGAAACUUCAUUUUCCGAAGAGAUGGAAGAGGUAUCCGACUGGAUGUUUUUGCAAGUUGGGAAAAUUGCUCCAGUUGCUCCAAAUCUCUUCGACAUUGGUGGUCUCAUCGCUGGAGCCUCGAGUGCAUAUCUGUCCUUGGCUUUUGACGGAAUUUUGGACGGAGCUGUAAGCGAAGGACUGAAGAGAGCUGAUGCAAAGAAAAUGCUGACGCAGUCGUUGAUAUCCUUGGCGAAAUUGUUGGAGAAUGGUGAACACCCCGCUGUGCUAAGAGAGAAAUAUUCCAGUCCGAAAGGAACCACGAUAGCCGGGCUACUAUCACUUGAGGAGGACAGAGUUCGCUACGCCUUCAGCAAAGCUAUUAUCACAGGCUCGAAACGAAGUCAAGCCAUCGGGCAGUAA
Molecule: messenger RNA, 882 nt
Organism: Glarea lozoyensis ATCC 20868
Lineage: Eukaryota; Fungi; Ascomycota; Leotiomycetes; Helotiales; Helotiaceae
Product: 6-phosphogluconate dehydrogenase C-terminal
Exons: 2
Coding region: 1-882 (293 amino acids)
Biological process (GO): L-proline biosynthetic process
Molecular function (GO): pyrroline-5-carboxylate reductase activity
Source: RefSeq, a predicted model, not a curated record